Alternaria alternata is the source of this 968-nucleotide messenger RNA. RefSeq lists its product as hypothetical. The coding region runs from base 156 to 716 and encodes 186 amino acids. The record is from RefSeq and is a predicted model, not a curated record. NCBI's taxonomy places the organism in Eukaryota, Fungi, Ascomycota, Dothideomycetes, Pleosporales, Pleosporaceae. The transcript is spliced from 3 exons.
CAAACCCGAGGGGAAACUUUCUGGUACUGACGCGCCUCGAGAUGGUUUACAGGGAUGGUUCUUAGCGUGCUUUCGUCGGCCAAGCCGUCAGCUCCGACUUCCUCGCAGGAAACAGCAUCAUCGCCCUAAAUAUCCCCAGUCCCACCACCGCAACCAUGGGCGCCGAGAACUCGAAACCCUCGUCAGAGGUCAAGCAGCAUGUCUUCUCCUCAGAUCACCCCUACAGCUUCUCCAACGAACUCGUCGGAUCGCUGCAGAAGAACACUUUCACAGACUCGGCGCGAUCAAGACAGCAGGAACUCCAAUACCAGGAACGCCUAACCGCCGAGCUCGAGAAGCUGCGCGAGCAAGAGACGCAGAACUUCUCCAAGUUCAGCGAAACCCUCUCCGGAGAGAGUCAACAGUCGGAUGAGCCCUCCCUGGUCGAGAAGAUCCAAGAUGCGACAUCCAGCAGUUCAACCCUCGCCGAGAAGCAACGACAAAAGGACAUGAGCAGGGACAGUGUCACCAAGGAGAUUGAGCAGCUCAAGGCCAAGUUGGAGCAGAGGAAGAAGCUGGAACAGGCCGAUGCCGACGUCACAAAGGCAAAGGAGGCUGUCGUCUCAUGUCUGAGGACCCACGACCGACGACCGCUGGAUUGCUGGAAAGAGGUCGAGACCUUCAAGCACGAGGUCGGCCGGCUGGAGAAGGAGUUUGUACAAAAGACCAUCCGAUGAGUUAUGCCGAGCAAUCGACCUUUUGGGGCUGGGGGGAAGGCGCCCUUGUAUAGUUGGGUUUGGUAGGAUAUAGCAUCCUGCGGCAUUUCUUAUCUUCAAAUCCUUACUUUGUCUAUUACCGUACCUUGCGCCUUGCUACGCACACCGCAAUUAUACCAACCCCUUGGGACUGGGCGGGGUGCUCUUACCGCCUUGCUCCUGCCACCACAAGCCACGUCUAUUUCUACAGACUACUCCUCAUAUUUUUCUCCC